Messenger RNA from Limulus polyphemus (Atlantic horseshoe crab), 1745 nucleotides. RefSeq names its product delta(3,5)-Delta(2,4)-dienoyl-CoA isomerase, mitochondrial-like. Gene Ontology annotation, cellular component: mitochondrion. The transcript has 8 exons. NCBI's taxonomy places the organism in Eukaryota, Metazoa, Arthropoda, Merostomata, Xiphosura, Limulidae. Gene Ontology annotation, molecular function: delta(3,5)-delta(2,4)-dienoyl-CoA isomerase activity. The record is from RefSeq and is a predicted model, not a curated record. Bases 244 to 1203 code for a protein of 319 amino acids.
CUGUUUCUGUAGCUAUGUUUGUUGUUUACUGAUGUUACAUAGUCGAACAAGGCUUUCAUUACAAGAUUUACUAUUCGUUUAAUCACCUACUGAAUUAUUUUUAUUCGCCAACCACACUUCGUUUCUUAUCUAAUCCAGCAUGAGUAUUACGACAUCUAGCGGUAAAGAAAUCUCCAAACGCCAGCUGUUUUUUCAACGUACAGACAGAUUUGAGGAGAAAGGAAAUUUAGUUUAGAAAAUACAAUGGUUGCUAGUGUGAUCUGUGGCUUGACACGUCAUGUGGUGACCAGGACAGCACCAAAAAUUCCAGUUCAGUCAUUAGCUGGAGUAGUAUCCAGUAGAAAAUUUUCUGAAAAAGCAAGAUAUACUAUGUCAUAUGAAACUCUUGAUGUCACUUCCCCACAUGAACGUAUUCUCCAUGUCCAAAUGAACCGACCUGACAAGUUGAAUGCCAUGAACAAAGUGUUUUGGAGGGAAAUCCUGGAUUGUUUUAGAGAAAUCUCUGAUGACACAGACAUUAGGGUUGUAAUAUUGUCUGGAGCAGGACGAAUGUUUUCAGCAGGACUGGACAUAGGUGAUAUGGCUGACUUGAUUACAUCACAAGUUUCAAAGAAGUCUGAUGUAGCCAGAAGGGCAAAGUACUUACAGUCCCUAAUUGCUAUCUACCAGGAGUCUUUCAAUGCUCUGGAAAAAUGCCAAAAGCCUGUGAUUGCAGCCGUUCAUGGUGGAUGUAUUGGAGGUGGCGUUGACCUUAUUGCAGCUUGUGAUAUCCGGUACUGUACUCAAGAUGCAUGGUUCCAAGUGAAGGAAGUUGACUUAGGGUUUGCUCCAGAUUUAGGUACACUACAAAGAAUUCCAAAAACUGUUGGAAACAACAGUAUGGUGCGAGAGAUGAUUUACACAGCAAGAAAGGUGGAAGCUGGUGAAGCUAAAGGAAUGGGAUUUGUAAGCCAGGUUUUCCCUAACAAAGAAGUCAUGAUGUCUGAAGUUGACAAAUUGGCAGAGUCUAUUGCUUCUAAAAGUCCAGUAGCUGUUCAGGGUUGUAAAGUGGCCCUGAACUAUUCACGUGAUCAUACCAUCAGUGAAGGAUUGAAGUUUAUGCAAUGCUGGAAUAUGACGAUGCUUCAAAGUGAGGAUGUCAUAAAAGGUUCAGAAGCUGUUGCCAAGAAAGCCGAGAAGCCACCACAUUUCUCCAAACUGUGAUAACAGUUGUCAUGUAUUUUGUAAGGAAGGUUUAUAGUCUUUUAUGCCAUUGCUGGUUUUUAGAUAAAACACUUACUCCAUAUUUUAAAAUUUAUGUUUAAGAACAAUAUUACAAUAAACCUGUCAUAAUAAACUUACUUAAAUUUUUAUACACAAUGAAGUUUUUUUUUUAUAAUGCAUUUGGUAACUCAAUACCGGUUAGUUUAUGGUAUAGGUUUGAAGGCUCAUAAUUUUUAUUAGUAUGAUCCAACUUAUUAUAGCCGUCAUUGGGAUUUCUCUUUAAUAUAAUGGAUAACAAAAAUAAAAAACUAUUAUAUGAGAAUCUGUAUAAAGUAUAUUAUUUGCUAAAUAUAAACUGUUUAGAACCAUGGCUAGUAUUUCUCAAUUUUUGCUUAGAUUGGUUCUGUCUUAAAAGCUUUGUAAUAUUUUAAUGGCAGGUAAUCUGUUUUCUUGUGUAUUUUAUUGGUAGUUAUGAAGAUUUGGUAUAAGCAUUACUUGUUAAAUAUGAAGCAACCAACAAUAAAAUAAUGUUUUGGAACUUG